GCAGAUUUUAGUUAAGAAUUCCCCUUUGCUAUUACAAAUACUGAAUGAAAUGAUCUAAAGGCAAAAGCUUUACCCAACAUUUGGAGUUAGCUUUUUUGAUCAUUUGGUUUCUAGGUUUAAUAUUAGUUACAUAGUGGCUUUAGUGAACUUAAAAAAAAAAAAAAAACUUUCCUCUUCUACCCACACAGUCUUAUUUGAGUCCCUUAGUCAGUCAGCAAGCAUGUUUGGAACAGUCCCUGGUGCUUUGCAAGGGUUCAGAUUGCAGAACAGUCACAUAUGGCAUUUGUAGUUAUAAAUACUUGACCAUUCUCCAGGGGUGGGGUUUCCAACUCUUUAAACAACCCUGUUGCCUGUUAUCAAGCUGACUUUUUGCUCUAAGUGCCAGAAUUGAUUGUGGUUAGGACAUCUUUCACUGAGAAAUAAAUAAAAUGGAACAUAAUGGAUCUGCCUCAAAUGCUGAUAAAAUCCACCAGAAUCGCCUAUCAAGUGUUACAGAAGAUGAAGACCAAGACGCUGCUCUUACAAUUGUGACUGUGCUGGACAAAGUGGCCUCCAUUGUGGACAGUGUGCAGGCAAGCCAGAAGAGAAUAGAAGAGAGACACAGGGAAAUGGAAAAUGCCAUAAAAUCCGUCCAGAUUGACCUGUUGAAGCUUUCACAGUCACAUGGCAAUACAGGCCAUAUCAUUAACAAGUUGUUUGAGAAAACCCGAAAAGUCAGUGCUCACAUUAAAGAUGUGAAAGCUCGGGUGGAGAAGCAACAAAUUCAUGUUAAAAAAGUUGAAGUCACGCAAGAGGAAAUAAUGAAGAAAAACAAAUUCCGGGUGGUAAUAUUCCAGGAGAAGUUUCGGUGUCCGACAUCUCUGUCUGUUGUUAAAGAAAGAAACCUCACUGAAAAUCAGGAAGAGGAUGUUGAUGAUAUCUUUGAUCCCCCAGUAGACCUGUCCUCGGAUGAAGAAUAUUAUGUUGAAGAAAGCAGAUCUGCCAGGCUUAGGAAGUCAGGCAAGGAGCACAUUGAUAAUAUCAGGAAGGCGUUUUCCAAAGAAAACAUGCAGAAGACACGGCUGAAUUUUGACAAGAAAGUGAACAGAAUUAGAACUAGAAUAGUGACCCCGGAGAGGAGAGAGAGGCUAAGGCAGUCAGGAGAGAGGCUGAGACAGUCAGGGGAGAGGCUGAGACAGUCAGGGGAGAGGUUUAAGAAAUCUAUUUCUAAUGCAGCUCCCUCCAAGGAAGCUUUUAAGAUGCGUAGCCUCAGGAAAGGUAAGGACCGAACAGUGGCAGAAGGUGAGGAAUGUGCCAGGGAGAUGGGCGUGGACAUCAUUGCCAGGAGCGAAUCCAUGGGUCCCAUCGGUGAGCUCUACUCUGAUGAGCUCAGUGAACCAGAACAUGAGGCAGCCAGGCCGGUGUAUCCUGCCCAUGAAGGAAGGGAAAUCCCCACCCCUGAGCCUUUAAAAGUUACUUUUAAACCUCAGGUGAAAGUAGAGGAUGAUGAAUCUCUUUUGUUAGAUUUAAAGCAGUCAUCAUAAAGAGGACUUAAGUAUAAUCCUAAAUAUGAAUAUCCUAAUCAUGCAGUUUUAGUUUGAAUAGUGUGUAGUCAUCUAUAUUUCUGUGCCAUGUAGGAAAACAUAAAUGGUUUUUUUCCUUAUAUUUAAAAUCUUGAGAGUAGUAUAAAUAUUAUAUCCAUUUCCUUGUAACUUCCUUGGGAAUUCUUCCCCCCCACCGCACCGCCCCCCACCGCCCCACCCCAAGGUUAUGUGAUUCCUGCAGCCUUUUCUCUUAGGUCACUCUUUGUUAUGGCAGCUGUGGAUUUUUUAGUUCUUUUCUGUUGUCCACCAGAAAAAGUUUCCUAGGGCGGGCCAGUUACAUGUUUGGUAAGGGCAACUUUGUGGCCAUCAUUUGCAAGUGAACUCUAAAUACUGGUUAGGAUUAAUAUUGUGGCCAGCCUCAAAGGGGAAUAACUUACAUGUGGGUUAUAUCAUCCAAAUGUUCAGAUCAACAGAUUUGUUAGUAAAUUAGCAGUCACACCUUUUUUUGAUGCUUUCACAUUAAAUAAUUGAAGUUCUGGACUUGAA
Messenger RNA from Cebus imitator (Panamanian white-faced capuchin), 2069 nucleotides. It is a transcript of the gene CAVIN4, whose product is annotated as caveolae associated protein 4. The coding region runs from base 429 to 1523 and encodes 364 amino acids. NCBI's taxonomy places the organism in Eukaryota, Metazoa, Chordata, Mammalia, Primates, Cebidae. Gene Ontology annotation, cellular component: caveola; cytoplasm. The record is from RefSeq and is a predicted model, not a curated record. Gene Ontology annotation, biological process: regulation of gene expression. The transcript is spliced from 2 exons.